Belonocnema kinseyi is the source of this 3798-nucleotide messenger RNA. Its product is annotated as ATP-binding cassette sub-family G member 8. Lineage: Eukaryota; Metazoa; Arthropoda; Insecta; Hymenoptera; Cynipidae. Gene Ontology annotation, molecular function: ABC-type transporter activity; ATP hydrolysis activity; ATP binding. The coding region runs from base 423 to 2861 and encodes 812 amino acids. The record is from RefSeq and is a predicted model, not a curated record. The transcript is spliced from 6 exons. Gene Ontology annotation, cellular component: plasma membrane.
GACGAAGGAACUCUACUUCUACUGUCAGCGCAGCAAAGGAACCAAGCCAAGGGAGAGCUUUGCUUGCUUUAGCUGCGAUAAAACAACCGACCGCAUACCGAUUCCUUCGGCUUCGCAGAGUGGUUCCGAGUUCGUGGCGUGACUAGCGUUCAUGGAAUCUCUCGUAUUCUAGUGCCAGUGAAACCAAGUUAUCCAAGUUUACCAAGUUCGCCAAGUUUACUAAGUUUAUCAAGUUCACCAAGUUUGCCAAGUCCGGUUCAAAAAUCGAUUGAGAGACUCUCGAGGGAGGAAGACAUUCGGCAGGAUACCGGCAAUUGAAAUGUGUUGAUUGGAUUGACAAUUAGUCGUAAAACUACCCUGAGCACAUUCAAGACCAGAUGAAGAACCGCCGUGAAGAAACCUUGCCGGCGUAGAAGAAAAAAAUGUGUUCGGAAGCUUGGGAAUUGGAAAGGCGGUACUCGGUGCCUGGAGCACUCGACACCCGGGGCUUCGAACCACCUGCGAGUGAAGACUUGCAUGCAUGGUCGAUCUACAGGCAAAAUCUGAACUCAGACUUUACAGACUCAGCUUUAGGCUCAGCUGAAAAGUCCCCCCUUCCAUAUGGAAACUUUCAGCUUCGAGAUUCAACUGUACAAAGUAUCCUGAGGCAUCCACGUUAUGGGCCAAAAAGUCCUUUAGCCAAUAAUUCCUACACCUACUUAAAAUUUGGACUUCCAAGAGUUCUACCACCUUCAAGAAAUCGUGAUGGCUCCAGUGGCUACGAUUCCAGCGAGGAAGGUCGAAGAGUCUCCCAAAGUGGAGGUCAUCAGACAAAUUCAGCGAUGAGAUCGGCUCGAAGUGAUCCAGAUUUCAGGCAUGUUCAUGCAAUGCCUAGAGAACAGCAGGCCCAGUCUCAAUUAAUCGUACGAGAGAGUUCAAGACUAAGAAGUGCCAGCGAAGCUAAUCUACUCCAUCCGACGAGGACAAACAGGAGACAUAGUAUAGCUCCCAUAGAUCCAGGAUAUGGUCCUGGAAUCUUGGGUCCCGAAAGCUACACUGCAACCUUGAGGCCUCUCUCUUCUCUUCAACAUCCUCAUCUUCAACUUCGCGGGAUUGAAGCUUCAGGGUCUGAUGGCUUGCCUCUUCUUCGAGGAAUUUCCCUGGAGGCUGGAGCCACUGAUCUCCUGGCUAUCAUGGCUACUACUGAGAAAGACGGAACGCUGAUUAUGGAAACCAUUUCUGGAAGAAGAAGAAUUAAGAGGGGUGAUAUCUUGCUCAAUGGGAGACCAAUUUCUACAAGGACUCUGAGGUCUCGAGUAGCCUAUUUGCCAGCAGAGAGUGGUCUCAGUUCUGGUCUCACAGCUCAGCAAACCCUAAGUUUCUACAAAACGCUUAGAGGAGGUAAAGGAAUAUCUUCCUCAGAUGCAGAAGCCAUUUUACGAGACUUGGGGUUGGAAGCAACCAAACAUUGUUUAGUCGACUCCCUGACAACUUCCGAAGCCAGGAGGUUGGCCCUAGCUUGUCGAUUACUAGAAAAUUCCCAAAUCCUCACCCUCGACAGACCAACUCACGGACUCGAUAUCUUCGAUGCUUUUUUCCUCAUCGAAUAUUUAAGGCAGUGGGCCAUCCGAGGUCAGAGGCUAGUCGCUCUAACCCUUCAUCCACCAACCUACGAAAUACUCACGAUGGUCUCCAGAGUUACCCUCACAUCUGGAGGAAGGAUAAUGUACUCCGGGGCAAGGAGAGACAUGCUCUCGUAUUUUGCUCUUGCUGAAUUUCCUUGUCCUCCUUUCAAGAACCCUUCGGAUUACUAUUUGGACCUGGUGACCCUGGACGACUUAUCAGCAGAAGCGAUGUUAGAAUCCUCGCAAAGAAUAGACCAUCUAGCAGAAUUGGCGAGAGCAAGAUUACCACCUUUAAGUGAACCAGGACCUCCAGGUGGUUUACCUCCUUCAAAUUACGGUGCGAACGUUUUUGUACAAAUUUAUGCUCUUUUUGCAAGAACCUUGUUCUACAGUCUACCUUGGACUCUUACGAGAUUGCUCCAGAAGAUUGUGAUUUCUGCCUUGCUGAGUAUUAUCCUCGGAGCUGUGUUCUGGGACGUUGCAAAUGACACAAAUUUAUACUUGAGAGAUCGAAUAGGCUUUCAUUAUGCGAGCCUGGGGGUCCUAUUCUGGCCCCUGAGUCUCAUCGCCAUCGGGGAAGUCCAUAGGUCGAGGCCUAACAUUGAGAGGGAUAUAAGAGAUGGUCUCUAUGGAAGAUUUGUCUACAUUUUUGUCGAGCUUCUGUGCAGUAUUCCAUCCUGGUGCAUGGUUUACAUUGCAUAUUUGGCGCCAGCAUUUGCCAUGACAAGUCUAAACGAGACUCUCACAACUCUCUGGAACUACCUCGCCAUAGGACUUCUCUAUUUAAUUUUCCAGCAUCUAAUCUGUCUUUUAUUUGCUCAUAUUUGCAAGUGGACCUUUCUCGCUACCUUGUUCUCUGGAUUAGUGAUCGGAGAAAUAAGUUUAGCUGGUGGAGUGACCCUCCACUUGCAAAAUUUGCCAUCCUGGUACCAAGAAUGCAGUCCUCUUCGAUGGACCCUUUCUCUUUUGCUACCUCAGGCCCACAGGGAGGAUUUGAUGAAAAAGCUAAUAAAAUGCAAAGGGAAAGAAAUUCAGAAACACGACCUACCUAUCAUCGUUCAAGAAACCUGUGAGACUCCAACGAUUCCUCCUGGAACUUUGGCUCUCCAAGAAGUCGCCCUCGAUAAAAUGAGCGAGGGCUCAGAAAUCUGGCUGGGCAUCUCUAUGGCUCUUGUUGUCAUUUUGAUAGUGAUUGUUUUUCUCGUUAUUAGAUACGUGACACCCAAAAGACCUCGAAGUGCUCCCAACAAGCCUUAAUUUUUGAGGAAAGUCAAUUAGAUUAAUUGGUAGCUGAAUCCGAGUGUGGACAAAAAAUACUGAAAUGUUCAAAGUCCUGAUAUUGAACUUUAAACAGGACAUUAAAGUUUAUAACUAAAAACUGUUAGUUUCUCUAUUUAAAAUUAAUUACUUUUGGAAAUUAUGAUAAUCUCUGAUUUUCAAGAUUGCGAGAAGUGUGCAAUUUAAUGAUUAGGUGUCAUUGCAGCAAGUGUUAGUCAUUAUAUCGACUGAGUUGAUUAUAUUUCUCGGUAUUUUUAAUAUGAACUGUUUUUGUAAUUUUACAAUUACGUAGUGGAUAGGAAACGGCCAAAUGUGAUUGUACUAAGUACAAUUACUUUAUCUCGAUCAGAGAAUAUAAAACGAUAAGAGAAAUCUUGAAAGUAGUUAGUUUUGUAUUUUUUAUAUCGAAACUGGAUUCUUUGCAAAGUUUGAAUUGAACGGUUGGUAAAGGUAGUUGCUUCCAAUCAAUUUGCAGACACAUAUUUAAAAUUGUGCCUUAAUAUAAAAUAUAAGGAAUUACGAAAUUAAGUAGAUUAGAGACUUUCAAAAUAAAGUAUCUUCAAGAACUAAUUUUGCUAGUGUCUCUAUUUAAAAAAUUAUAAAGAGGCCAUUUAAAAUCUAGGUCACACUUUAAGCGUUGGGUCUGUAUAUGUCAUCUCACAUGGAAAAUAGAAAUAUGAAUAACAAUUUUUUGAUAGACUUGAAAAAAUGAAAAUAGUUAUCUUAUUGUACUAUAGCGACGCGUCUAAGUACACACUUCGUACUCUUUCCCCUAUGCCCCUCUUUUACCCGUUUCCUCCCAUUUUUUCUCUUAAAUUGCGAACUAUAUUAAUAGACCCCAUUAAGAAAAUCCAACUAUUUUUCACUAAAACUUCAUUCUUGUAAAUUGAAAAAUGUAUCUACUAUUAAAUUUUUG